Messenger RNA from Ceratitis capitata (Mediterranean fruit fly), 1764 nucleotides. RefSeq names its product host cell factor. NCBI's taxonomy places the organism in Eukaryota, Metazoa, Arthropoda, Insecta, Diptera, Tephritidae. Bases 298 to 1422 code for a protein of 374 amino acids. Gene Ontology annotation, cellular component: histone methyltransferase complex. The record is from RefSeq and is a predicted model, not a curated record. The transcript has 2 exons. Gene Ontology annotation, molecular function: transcription coactivator activity; protein binding. Gene Ontology annotation, biological process: chromatin remodeling; regulation of DNA-templated transcription.
ACGUGCGGCCACUAUAUUAAGCGCAGCUUUGUUGCUGUGGCAUUUUUUAUUUCCUCCUGGCAACAUUUAAUUUUACCACGCCACAGCUGAUCGCGUCUACAAACAAAAAAUCGAGUUUUGCUUAGGAAAAAGUUUUCACAUUUGUAUUAAAUCUCAUUAUUUAGAUACUCAUGGAUUCUUUGAACAUAAAACUAAAAAAAUUUAACUAAUAAAGUGAUAAACAAUAUCGUGUAAUACUUUUAUUAGAUAAAACGUAACAGCUUAUAAAGUUCAACUCGUGAAUUUGUAAAAAAGACAAUGGAAGCAAGGGAUGCUUCGGGUUCAGCUAACGAAUCAGAUGCGGCAACGGACGCGCCGGUUCAUAUGGAAACAGAUGAACGUACAGAGAGGCCUGUCACACCUACAGUUAGCAUGAAAAGUGCCGCAACAAAUCUGAAUUCUGAAGGUAAUAAAGAAGAUAUUACCAGCGCAGAUACCCACACUGCACAUGCUGAUGAAGCGAACAACAAUGGUAACGGGAUUGAUAAUGUGAGUAGCCAAUCCGGCGAGCAUCAUGUUUCUUCUAGCACCGAUAUGCCACCGCCAGCAUCAACGGGUAACGUGUCAGCUGGAGAAAAUGAAGCACCCUUAGUUACACCUACUGGACCACCUAUAGAUGAAGAGGAUGCCAAAUGGCAUACCGUGGGCAUUUAUACUGGACUUAAUGCUACAGUAUCUUCGUAUAUUGAUAAUAGCAUUUGGUCGUCUUCGGGCUUGAAACUGACCUCUAGAAACUUACCGGAUCUAUCAGCAAUCCCACGUACAAAUCUGGAGCCUGGCACAGCUUACCGUUUUCGUUUGCGCGCUAUCAAUACUUGUGGCGCUAGUGACUGGAGUGAGAUUUCAAGUUUUAAAACUUGCCUACCAGGUUUCCCUGGUGCACCGUCAGCUAUUAAAAUAUCGAAAUCAUCCGAAGGUGCUCACCUCACAUGGGAGCCACCACCGAGCUGUGUAACAUCUAACGAAAUUGUCGAAUAUUCUGUAUAUUUGGCGGUUAAGCCGGGCAAAGACAAAGAUGGCAAACCAAUUGGUGCUGGCGCACGUCUCCCUGCGCAACUGGCAUUUGUGCGUGUCUAUGUUGGUGCAGCCAAUCAAUGUACUGUGGCGCACUCAUCAUUAGCUACAGCACACGUAGAUUGUUCAAACAAACCAGCUAUUAUAUUUCGUAUAGCGGCGCGUAAUGACAAGGGCUAUGGCCCAGCGACACAAGUUAGGUGGUUGCAGGAUCCCGUGCAGAGUGGUGCAUCCCCUGGUACGGGUUUAGCUGGCGCAGCAGGCAACGUGCAGUCACCAACACGCAUUAAACCAGAAUUGGGUAGUGCAUCGCCAAAUAAACGUUUCAAGAGUAGCAGCGGCUCUGGAGGACGCACAAUACUACCCUAAGUUGGUAUGCAGUGUGUGUAAUGGACUUAAUAUUGAGAGGAGUAUUGAAUUUUUUUUAUGCUAAUACAUUAAUAUUUAGUUUAUAAGUAAUAAUUUCACAAACAGUAGAAAACAAAAAUUUGUUUUAAAUCACCAACAAAUGAAAUAAUUUUGAAUAUUUAGAUACAAACAGUCGAGUGAAUAAAUUUAAAUUAAUUAGGAUCACCUAGUAAGGUUUGAAGUUCAGAUCGCCUUUACAUUGUACUUCUCGAGAUUAUCUGUAAGAAAAAAGUUUCCGCAUGUAAUUUAUGUCUAUGUACAUAAGCAGUAAAAUAAUAAAGUUACAAAAUUGACCUAUAAAAA